Molecule: messenger RNA, 948 nt
Organism: Saccostrea cuccullata (small rock oyster)
Lineage: Eukaryota; Metazoa; Mollusca; Bivalvia; Ostreida; Ostreidae
Product: fibrinogen-like protein 1
Exons: 3
Coding region: 1-936 (311 amino acids)
Source: RefSeq, a predicted model, not a curated record
AUGAAAAGCGAGGUACACCCAAAUUCUGUCGCAAAGCAUCUGAAAGAAGAUACAAAGGUUAGAAACGAAAGUGAUAACAGCGGUUCACAUAAGAACGAAAAAUAUGUAGAUGAUUCUGGUGAUGAAGCCAAAUUACAAGAAUUACAGAAGACGAAGAAUAAAGAAAGUCGUAAUGAAAGUACGAAUCUAGAAAAUAGAGAACAUAAAACUGAUAUAGUAAAAGGAAAAAACACAUCAAUAAAGUAUCUUGCAGAUGGACAAAGUGACCCAAAAGAUUGUUACGAUUACUUUCUCAAAGGAAACAUGAGAAAUGGGGUCUAUAAGGUUCGACCAUAUGGUACCAACAGACUAAUUCAAGUAUAUUGCGACAUGAAGAAGGGCGGUUGGACGUUGAUUCAGAAGCGACAGGAUGGUACCACUAAUUUCUAUAGGGACUGGGAGGAUUACAGAGAGGGAUUCGGAGGAGUAUAUGGAGAACACUGGCUCGGGAACAACGUGAUUCACCGACUCACAAAUCAGGAUCACUACACACUUAGAGUUGAGAUGACGGACUGGGAUAAAAACCAUAAAUACGCUGAAUAUAGCACGUUUGUAGUUGAUGAUGAAGAUGAAGGCUACAAAUUACAUAUCGGAGGUUACGAGGGAGAUGCCGGUGAUGGAAUGAUUAAACAUAACAAUAAAAAAUUCUCCACUCGAGAUGUUGACAAUGAUCAAGUUGUGAAGGAAUUUGGUGGAAGUUGCGCAAAGAGAUUCAAUGCAGCAUGGUGGUUUUAUAAGUGCUAUCAGAGCAAUUUAAAUGGAAAGUAUUAUAGAAAUGGGAAAAUUGAGGAUAAAAAAUAUGAUGGUGUAACAUGGAAACCCUGGACUGGCACAAACUAUUCACUUAAACAUGUGGAGAUGAAGAUAAGACCGACUUUAGAGCGUAAAAUGACAUAAAUAUUAAAAGGU